Messenger RNA from Siniperca chuatsi (mandarin fish), 2515 nucleotides. RefSeq names its product DEAF1 transcription factor (gene deaf1). The transcript has 13 exons. Gene Ontology annotation, cellular component: nucleus. NCBI's taxonomy places the organism in Eukaryota, Metazoa, Chordata, Actinopteri, Centrarchiformes, Sinipercidae. The coding region runs from base 276 to 1922 and encodes 548 amino acids. Gene Ontology annotation, biological process: regulation of transcription by RNA polymerase II. Gene Ontology annotation, molecular function: DNA binding; DNA-binding transcription factor activity, RNA polymerase II-specific. The record is from RefSeq and is a predicted model, not a curated record.
UCGGAAGUCUUCGGUGCAUCUCUUUCCUGAGACUUCGUGAAAAACAAACAGUCGAGCGGCCGUCCUCUCUCCGGAUUUGCUCGCCAAAUUCUUUGACGUUACCGCUAAUUUCAUAUAAAGUAUUGCUGAUUUUUUUAAUUUUUUUUUACCGAUUAUCGUUAACGGGUUCCGUGUUUGCGGUUCUUCUCUGGUUCGUAACAGCCUCGGCUGCUUUCGGACCGCGCUGUGUCCCGCGACCGCUCGUUCAUAUUCGGCUCUUGUCGUUCGGCGGAAAAAUGGACGAAGCGGACUCGGCCACGAAGGCACUCGGGCUGGAUGAACCGCCCAUCGGCAUGCCGCCGGUGGAGGGCUCGGAUACCGAGUCGGAGGCCGAAGUCACCACGAUGGCCGUCAUGGACGAACCGGGAAACAUCGACAUGGGAGCCGAGUCCCUACCGAACCCAGACGAGGCCGAGGCGGCAUUCGCAGAGGUGACGGCUGUGACGGUGGCAGAUGUUCAUUCUGCAGAGGACAACGUUUUUACCACGACGGUUGCCACGUCAGGAAGUCUCCCAGAACACAUGCUGAGUGGGAGGACGACCCUCCAGCUGGGUGAAGGUCUCAGCACCCAGAAGGCCACUUUGAUCGUGGUUCACACUGAUGGCAGCAUCGUGGAGGCUGCUGGCCUCAAGUCUGCUGCUGCCAUCACAUCAGGCCCACAGACUCCACCCACCCCACUGACUCCGCCCCAGGACAAAGACUCCUGCUCCAAGUACAACUGGGACCCCUCAGUCUACAACAACGAGCUGCCGGUCCGCUGCAGGAACACUAGUGGAGUCCUCUACAAGAAUCGACUGGGAUCAGGGGGCAAAGGUCGCUGCAUCAGGCACAACCAGCAGUGGUUCACUCCCACUGAGUUCGAAGGUCUGGCGGGAAGAGCGAGCAGCAAAGACUGGAAGAGGAGUAUCAGAUACGCUGGCAGACCUCUGCUCUGCCUCAUACAGGAGCGUAUACUGAACCCCCACGCUGCUUCCUGUACCUGUGCAGCCUGCUGUGAUGACCUGACAGGGUGUCCAAAGGAAGCAGACACUCUGGUAGAAGAAAACAUCAGUAUGACUGGUCCAGUCCGCCUCUUCGUCCCGUACAAGAGACGGAAGAAGGACACCGAGCCUCCGGUCAUCCCCCCCAAAAAGGAACUUCCUGCCACCAAAAACAUCACACUGGCCCCGGGGACCACAUUCACAGUGUCCCCGUCAGGACAGUUCACCACCUCCGGCACCUUGACCUUUGACCGCACUCCAACGGGCGACGCCGGCGCUGCCGCUGCCAUCAUCUCAGAAGGCUCAGCGCAGAGCGAGGUGUUUGCCAGCACAGCAGUGCUGACGGCGUUGCCGGCGCUGGCCGUGUCUCCUCAGCCGGUUCAGGCCAAGAUGACUGUGGCGGCGGCGUCUCCGUCGGCCGGGCUGGAGGUGGGGCCUGUAGGGGGGGCGGGGCCGGCGGUAAGCGAGGGGCAGAAGAACACCUGGCUGUACCUGGAGGAGAUGGCCAACACGCUGCUGAGCAACGUCCAGCAGCUGAAGGCUCUGAUCGAACAGGCCAAAAACUCUGGAGGAGAGUCUGCAGGGGUCAAAGGUCAGGGAGGCAGGAAGGAGUGUGGUCUCAGUCAGCCGUUUCAGAACCAGAUCUCGUUUCAGCAGCCGGACGACUCAGAGACCAAGAGGAGCUCUGACAUCACUGAGAUCAUCAUUAACCAAAUGUGUGUGAACUGUGGUCGGGUGGCAAUGAGUGAGUGUACAGGCUGUCACAAGGUCAACUACUGCUCCACCUUCUGUCAGAGGAAGGACUGGAAGGAUCAUCAGCACACCUGCUGUCAGUCAGCAGGGGGCGUGGCUGUUCAGGAGGAGGAGCCAGUCACAACCAUCGACAUGGAUAAAGUGAAAUGAAGGUGUCCUCAGUCUGCAUGAAAACAUGAGCGGUGUGUCAGUGAGGUCAUCGGACAGGAAGUCCUCGUGGGGCAAAUAGGAGAUUAUUCUAAACACAUCUGUUCUGAAGACUUAAAAUCUCCUCUCUGGAACUUUUAUUGUGAAAGUUUCCCCUUAGAACGACAUGAAAAGAAGGUCUCGGAUCUCCUGAGAGCUGAACUUUAUUUAUAAAAACUGCACGGACUUUAUAUUUGUACAGAGAAGUUGGGUGUUUUCCCUCAUAACCUCCAAUACACUUCAUCUGCUAAGGAAUAUACUGUAUAUAUCAAUGCCCUCUGCAGGGCUACAUACAUGGCUGGAAGGUUUGGCUGUCCACAUACUUUUGGCCAUGUAGUGUAUCAAAUCCAGUUUAAAUUUUCAUUCUGACAAGUUUUCCCUCCAGUAAACCAGAACAAAAUAAAUAAAAAACAACCAAUCACUAACAGAUGAUAAAUGAAAAACAUGGAAGGUUUUCUUUGAGGUAUCAAGAUGUUUUUUAAGAUUUUAAAUCAGCUUCUUCACUGAUCUAUAAUCAUUACAAACUGGACAUUAAAUCAGCUAUGCUUCCUGUCUGA